Amoebophrya sp. A120 is the source of this 3129-nucleotide messenger RNA. Lineage: Eukaryota; Dinophyceae; Syndiniales; Amoebophryaceae. The record is from the annotation of a GenBank genome assembly.
AGUUGUGCGGUACCGACUUUCCGUUCGAGUUUUCCUACCAGCAGCAGCAUUACCCUUACCGACAUCGGGUACGACCCACGCGUUCGCAUUCGUAAUUUGUUUGUCUUUGUUGACCCCAUCAUCGUUAAGGGACCCAACUAAGUCAUUUGUUUUUCUUCACUCAUCUUUAGACGGCACCAUUAUAGCAAGCUAGUUUUCGUCAUCCACGGCCUUUUUUCACCCUGCUUUUUACUCGAGUUUCGCACGUAAGAAGCAAAGCGACACAAAGCUGGCGACACUGUCAUAGCGAUUAGUCGAUUGUGCGACAAUUUCUAAUCCUGCAUUUUUCAUCAGUCCUGUUGCACCGAAGAGAGGUGUGACAAAGUUAUCAUGACGUCGAAACAAGGCAGAACAAGAAGUAGUGUUGGGCCCGCCUUGUUGGCCCUCGUGACGGAGUGGAGUGCCCUGCCUCGUGUCCUUCUCUCAUCUGGGGAGCAAGAUGAAGCUGCUCUCGGCUCCACCAUUCUUGGCGUGUCUGGCUAUGUGUGGCCUGACGGCAUGAAGAAAGGUGCACCGGGGGCCCUUGUCAGCCACUCUCAGCGCGAAGUGAGGCGUCGGAAUUUCGCCGGCGGUCGCGGAGCACUGCGGCACGAGCAGCCGGGCAAGUCAGCGUUCUUGGGUGAGGUGAGCAAGACCAGAGACACGACUGCCGUUGCAACUGGAAUUGGGCGUCGGGGCCUGCAUGCGGGAGCGGAUCAUGAGUCGCAUGUUGCCGAUCUUUGCGACGCGCACUUCGGGUCCGGCUUCCUGGAACGGUACAAACACAAUUCGGUCGUGCUUUGUGGGCACUUUUCCUCGGGACGGAACGCCACCGCAUGGUUGCAGUGCAGUGGGCCACACCUGAAUGUCACCGGCAACAAGAUUGAGAAGCUGGGAAUGGGUGCGUAUUGUUGGGGAAGAAACUUGACUUUUGUCAAAGUGCCGGCAGCACGGAGUCAGCCUGGCGACGGCGACGGGCAACCGACGGAUGAAGAUUGGAGCUGGGCCCUGGAGGCGGAUUGCGAGUGGCAGGUGGAUGAGGCUUCUGACUUGGUGUUGCUGAACCGUUUCGCGGCAAAAGAAACUGCCGUACGCAUUCCCAAGAAAAUCAUCGGAGAAGUUUCGCCACCGCACUACGCAGCAGAAAAUGCGCCGGUCCAGGAAAAUUUGAGCGGUGCGCCGGUCCAGGAAAAUGUAAAUGCGAGCGGUGCGCCGGUCCAGGAAAAUUUGUUCGUGUUGAACUAUUUUGACGAUAUCUGGAACCCUUACGAGGGAAUGCCGCAAGCCCUCGCGGUUCAUAUCACGCAGCUGUUGGCGCGUGAGCAGCUGCAACCUCUCGGAGCGGAUGCGCAGCAGCAGCUAUCACACAGAACACAGCUGCGCACAUGGUCAUAUUUGAGUUGUUGCAUAUGUUGCUUCAAAAAUGUAGGUAAAAGAUGUACAUGGAGCCAAUAUUUGUCAUGAUUGGCGAGUCCGUAAGGGUAAAUAACCGUAGCAAAGGCAGUUGUCACGCAACACAGGAGAUCGAUGAUCCUACGACUGGAUAUUGUUUUAUGUUUUCCCGCCAGAGCCCGAAUUUAGAUUUUCCUGUAGGUCACGGGCUCCAAAAAGAGAAAAUAUUUGAUUGAUUCUACAUGUAAGUCACGGAAUAGUCCUGGUGCGCGAGCUGUUCUUUUCUUUUGGAUAGCAUCAUGGACAUGGUCAUGAAAGCACUAACUUGUACACACAGACGCAGUCGAACCACGAGGAUGAGCCACUCCCGUAUGGCAUGUUGCCCAGCUGGAACAAUCUCAACUGCAACUGUUUGCGAUGCAAGAUUCGACCUGGUUAAACAUGUUCGUGCUACCGCACGACUCCGAACCGCCGCUGCGUGGCAAUCCCAUUUUGGUCAAAAAGUUACACAGAGUAGGAGCCGAUAUCUUUAUGUGCCAUUCUUUGCGUCAUGCUAACCUGCAGCACGGCGUACGUAGAAAAGACUAUUGCUUGUUUUUCGCCUUAUUUUUGUUCUAAAUCUGCCUAUGAUCAUGCUUACAGGCAUUGGCAUCUUCAGUUUUAGUUUAAGCAACGGAGUGCAAGAUGCUGUUCCAGUUGAGGUUGGUCCAGUGUUGAGAACGCCAUGACCAUGAGGGCAGUAUUCUCGUCCUGCAGAAAAAAUUUGGAAGCCGUUCGGAAGGUGUCUCGAAGCUGCCCUAUCUUUACCGGCAAAUGCUCGGCGGCAACAACUACAUCCGAGCUGAUACACCCCCGGAGUAUCAGACGGGGCGGGCCGCAGAUCAUCGGGAGGUGGAGGAGCAUCGCCAACAGCAAGCACGAUUCACGGGGAAAAAUGUGUUUUUUGUUGUCGGCUCAGAGGGCGAAGAAGCCUUUGGCCUAGAUUGCAGAUUCCUGAAGGAAAAAUAUCCGGGCCUACCCGAGUGCCAGAGCGGGAGUUCUACUUUAGAUGCCGUAACACAGAACAAGACCGGGGAGUUUCGGCGUUUUAGCAGUUGUCGUGGAAGGGCACCCCUGAUCGAAUCCGCAAGCCGCCGUAUUUUGCAGGUGUUGCACAAACGCGGGCACGAAGCAGAGGGAACGACUGCGACUUCCACAACUGCGAACGGCGGCGUGGGCACGGCGGGUUCCCAGACUACUCGAGGCGGAAAAUGCAACGUCUUGUUUUACAAUCGCCACGACCAUCGGCGCAGGGCUACGAAUCACGAGGAGGCGCGACAGGCCCUGCAAGCCGAGGAAAACGCCUUGGCGUUGGAUGACGGACAGCGCGCAAGCCCCCGCGGGCUCGACGCGUGCAUGGUGGAAGACUUCGAUCCCGAUGUGCUCUCCGUGGAGGAGCAGGUGGAAGCACUCGCGGACGCUCGCCUCAUGAUUGGCCCGCACGGAGCUACAUUCGCUUUGGGCGCCCUGCUCAUGAAGCCCGACAGCUGCUCAGUUGCGGUCGAGAUUUUCGAGGAGGAAUUCAAGGGCGCCCACAACAUUGCGCUCCUUCGGAACGUCACGCACAUCAACUACGUUCCGAGCUGGGGCCCUGCAUGGGGGGACUCAGAAUUCGUGUAUAAUGUACCGGAACUGCAAAACGAAUACAAAAAGUGGCGCGGAAUGGUGCGCAGCUGCUAG